Messenger RNA from Neodiprion fabricii, 4048 nucleotides. RefSeq names its product apoptosis inhibitor 5 (gene cass). The record is from RefSeq and is a predicted model, not a curated record. The coding region runs from base 325 to 1914 and encodes 529 amino acids. Gene Ontology annotation, cellular component: nucleus. The transcript is spliced from 9 exons. Gene Ontology annotation, molecular function: RNA binding. Gene Ontology annotation, biological process: negative regulation of apoptotic process. NCBI's taxonomy places the organism in Eukaryota, Metazoa, Arthropoda, Insecta, Hymenoptera, Diprionidae.
UUUAUCUAGUCCACUUUCGAUUACGAAAAUUCUCAUAAGGCUAGCAGUCUUCGUAUAUCUUCGGUCAACCCCGGUAGCCUCCUCUUAACGUCAAGCGUACGCAUUUCCGCCGGAAAUUGUUUCGCGUCGUCACGUAUGUCGAGUUUACCUUCUCAAUUUUCACCCAGUUGUUGUCGCCUGGCGGCCAUUGGUGUGAGUUGAGUUCAUUCUUGGCGUGGCGUUAAACCGGUUGGACGUGGACGAAUUUACGGUGUAUUUUAUAGUCCCACGAAUCUGGUCAAGUUUUAUUUCAUCAGAUUGAAAGGAUUUUACUCACCCGUUACGAUGAGUACCGACAGCAUUGAGAAAUUGUAUAAAAAUUUUGGCAUACUAGCUGACGCCAAGGAUAAAUUAGCCGAGCAUGAAAAAGAGUACAUGGAAAUUCUCACCGCGGUGAAGGGAACGACGAAAGAAAAGCGCCUUGCUUCGCAAUUCAUCGCCAGAUUUUUCAAACACUUCCCUAAACUCGCAGAUCAGGCCAUUGAUGCUCAUCUUGAUCUCUGCGAAGAUGAAGACAUUGCUAUUAGGAAGCAAGCGAUUAAAGACCUGCCGUCAUUGUGCAAAGAGAACAAAGAACAUACUGCGCGGAUUGCUGAUAUAUUGGCGCAAUUGUUAUUAGCGCAAGAUCCAUCAGAAUUGGCUGUGGUUCAAAACAGUAUUAUGUCGCUAAUAAAAAAUGAUCCUAAAGGUGCUAUCAGUGGAUUUUUCAGUCAGAUUCUGAAUGGCGAUGAUGGAGCUCGAGAACGUUGCAUCAAAUUUUUAGCUACCAAACUAAAGGCUGUUGGCCAUGAUAUCAUAACUAAAGAACCAGAAGAUUUGCUGAUUGUUGAGUGCAAGAAAGUAUUACAGGAUGUCACAGCUGAUGAAUUUCACUCGAUUAUGGAAGUACUUGCAUGGACCAGACUGGGAUCUACAGUUACUGGACAACAGGAGUUGAUUGAUAUUAUUGUUGAACAAGCUGAGCUUUCAAUUCCCUUUAAGCACACCAACGAAGAACAGUGGAGUCGACUUGUGCAAUGCAUUAAACAUGCCCUACCAUUUUUCAAUUCGCAAGUUGACUCGUCCAGAUUUGUUUGUUACAUAUGCGUUCAAGUCUUACCCCAUUUGUCUUUAAUCACGGGACCUGAAGGCAGAGAUCCACAAUUGGAACUUUUAAAACUUCUUGCUGAACUGACUACUUACUGUGGAACGAUCGAGAAACCUGAAGAGAAAGUACAGCAGAUAUAUAAUGCCCUUGUUACGUACAUGCCUCUACCUCCAGAAACCGAUUUGCCGGAGCUACCAAAGCUCCAAUUUAGCCACGUUGAGUGUCUGAUGUAUACUUUUCACAAACUUGGCAAGCAAGUCCCAGAAUUUUUGACCCGUGAUGCGGAUCAACUGAAAGAGUUUAGACUGAGGUUACAAUAUUUUGCAAGGGGGAUACAGGGUUACAUAAAAAAGCUCAGAGAAGCUAUAAGUGGAAAAAGUGAAGAACAGUUGAAAUCUGACGAAAAUCAAAUGAAAGUUGUUGCACUUAAAACAACCAACAAUAUCAACACUUUAAUCAAAGACCUAUUUCAUUCACCACCGAGCUACAAAAGCAUUAUACAUCUUUCAUGGAAACCCUCUACAACUGACAAAAAGACUGAUAAAGCAUCACCAGGACAAAAGAGACACACACCGAUUACAUUUGGUAACGAUAAUGCACCGAACAAACGGAGCAAAGACGACAAUAAAGGGAACAAACGAGAAAUUUACACACCUCCCAGUGGCAAAUACAGCUCUAACAUUUCUUCAAAUUAUGGAAAUCGCGGCAGAUUCAGGGGAAAUCGAUCUGGCGGACGUGGUGGAGGAUACAGAGCACGUGGUCGCGGAUGGCGAAGGAGUGCUUACUAAAUUUGAUCCUAUGGAAAUGACGUAAAAUAAGCAAUGAGUCCGUACGAGGUGUGGAAAAUAUUUAUGCAAAGACUAAAACAAAUUACGAGCUAUAAAAUUCGCCAAAAGGAUUUUGAGGAGUCAAAAAUGCGAUGUGAGAAGCAUAUGCGAAUGAAGAUUAUUUGUAAAAAAGAAGCUGUACCAUUACUACCACGAGUUGAUGUACGAUGUGGCAGCUUUAACGUAUUAAUGUGUUGGAGUGUUUUCAAGUGUCAACCUUAUCUGAAUUGACAUACUACAAAUGAAGGAAAGACUCAAGAAGUUGAUCGAGACAUAAAAACUGAAACAGUUUGUGUCGAUCUGUUGUGUUUUGCACUCAAAGUGGUUAAUUUUGUUUGCAAAUCCAUGUCCAGUCAGGUAUUGAUUCAUCUUAAUUAAUAUGCCUCGGAUCAGGGAAAAACAAAGAUACUGAUGGAAAAAAGGAUCAAAGUGACGUGAUUUGUGCCUAUUCGUUAUAUUUGGUACUCGUGGUGCUCAAAGUUUUAAUUUUGAUGUCUAAUUUUUAUGACCGUAAUUUUAAACGAUGGUUAAACAUUCAAAAUUGAAGCAACCAAUAUCCAGUUAAUUUGACCAACAAUGAGGUCAACUUUGUACUCUAUAUACAAAGGUGAAUGAAGAACGCGCCAAGAAGCUUUUAGAAGCUAAGAAAAUCUAUGAAUCGAGAGAUUACAUAUGGGCAUCAGUAGGUCAAGAAAGAAGAAUUCUACUCCUAGUACCUUUGUUGGUAACGAUAUGCAGAUUGAAAAUUUCGUGCUACCGAGGUCAUAAAUAAGCUACCUGCCGAUUCUCGUCAAAUGCAAAACCGCCACUGGUCUGCUGGAGGAUUUUAAUUCGCUCAUCAAUCAGCAAUCUAUGUCAAACUUAUGUUCUGCAACUUACAAUGAUUUCCACCCUGCCUUUCCCUUUGUAGAAUUUUGAUCCCCGUCCUUUUCUCCCUUCAUUAAGUAGUUGGGUUUUUACAGUUGCGGAAAGUCAAGAAAGCUGCAGCCACAAGUUGGAGGAUUUUUUAUAGCCAAAGACAUACUUGAAACGAUAAAUACUCUCUGCUUUCCUAUAAAUUACACUUCUGCUCAUUACAUAUACUCGUAUUCGUGUUUUGAAUUUUUUCGACGAAAUUGUUAUACCAUAUUACGUUUGAAUAUUUAUUUUUAUUAUUUUUUUUAUUAAUAAACGGUAUAAAAUAUUUUCUCUUCAUGUUCAAUUUUCUAUCACAUUACCAUUUAUUGUACUGAUCUUUAACGACCGCUGAUUCAAUUUUUUCACUACCUGCUGAUUGAAUGUCUGCAUGAUUCAGUUUUGGUUAUAUGUAACCAAGUAUUUCUUUGGCUGCUGUCAUCUCAUGAUUUAUUUUCAUUGAGGUUUCAGGUACCAAAACGAAACUGCAAACGAGGGUAAGCUGCGCUGCGAGAGAAGAAAGAGAAAUUGCUAAAUUUAUCUGUUUCAGGUGCUUGCAGCCCGGGUUCCUUUCAGUGGUAUCAGAAGCUAUAAACUAACGAAAUUCAUUCUUUCAGGUAAACGAGUCCCAGGAAUAUAAUGUUUAGGUAGUUUGAUAUGUGUUGUAUAUGAUGGUAGCUGUUGAAUAAGGUGAGUCAAUAAUUGCAAUUCUUCAUCGCCCUGCUUCCCUAUCCCAUUAUCAAAUGAAAAGUUUCAUGUUAUCUGUAGUUUUGUGAAUAUAUCUUUAUUAUUAUCCUAAUAAAAACGAUUUUUAUUAUUCAUCAAUAACUGUUAUUUCACUUUUUUACUUUUUCCACUUACAAGAAUAAUUGAGUUGAAAAUAAGCGAUAGACGAUAGUAUUACGGAAUAAGGUGAAGAACAUACUAUAUUCAUAUUUUAUUAUUGACAUUUAUUUUGAUUAAUGAUACAUUAAUAGACCAUCACUACAUCGUGGAGAAAUAAUAAUUAUUUCAUUUAACUAAGGCGAUAAAUUAAACUACAAAACCGUAUAGCAAACAAUCUUCAAGGGCUAAUUGUCAGCAUCACCACUUAUAACAAAACUAAAAUCUAGACAAUCAAGUGCGCUUUCUAUUAAUUUUAGUUAAACUUUUAUCAGCUAGGUAUCAAUCUUGCAGGCAAAUUAUUUAGUAGGGUGUGUAU